Xyrichtys novacula (pearly razorfish) is the source of this 5099-nucleotide messenger RNA. NCBI's taxonomy places the organism in Eukaryota, Metazoa, Chordata, Actinopteri, Labriformes, Labridae. The record is from the annotation of a GenBank genome assembly.
AUUGCGCAGAGGGGAAAAGAAAAUAAGGACCCCAGGAAGAGUAGUUACUGCAUUUUUGUUGUAACUAAUGGUAGAUCAAACAGCAAAACUAUUCUGUUACAAGUGAUGAAAUAUUGUGGUGUCAGUGAUGAAGGGUUAGGAUGAUUUCACAUAGAUCUCAGGACCUUACAUUACACUCAGUGAUGAAAUAUAGGGAGAAAACAGACAACUAAAAGAUACAGGAAGAGGGAAGUGCUCGAUGAUCAUAACGGGAGGUUCCUGCCAUCAGUCAGACACUCCAGUGGGGUCAGUUAAGAGGAAGAGGUUACAGUUUACAAUCUAACCUCAUUCUCAUUCACACCACCAUGUGACUGUCGGUAAUACACUCUUUUGCCUUGACAACAACCGCAGCAGACUCUGUCUUUUUCCUGUACACUUCAAACCUGUCUGUCCUACUGUAUGGCCUCAGCUACGUCGAGCGACUGCGUUUUCUUCCUUCAGUAGUUCAUGCAUAAAACCUCUCCAACAUGUUCUGGUUCAAGCAGGGACUUUGUUUACUGCCAGUAUUUUUGGUCAUCUGGGCUUCGAGCACUUUUAUCGUUUCCUACCUCAUUGCGCUCCUCAGACGUGAUGUCGACAUUGUCUUUCCAUACAUAAGGUAAGUUUAUUUAAAUUGUACAUGUGUUCAGGAGAGCGAUAUAGUUUUGAGGUUUUUCUUUUAGUUCUCUACGAGCCAAAUCUCUGUUUUUAAAACGCAUGUGUUGGUUAGAGUCUCAGUGAUUUUACUCAAAUGUGGUAACAAAGUUUAGUUUCGUUUUCCUCAUCGCUGACUUGGCUGGUACCCAAACUGCUGCAGCUGCGCCCAGGCCCUCAAAUCUGCUGUCGAACUUCAGCUUUUACCUCUCUCUUUAUUUGUAUAGCACCUUUCUAGAACAGUUGUCACAAAGUGCUUCAUAGUCAUCAAAUUAAAAAUGGGUGAGACAACAAGACAUAAAAAUCUACAAAAAGUGCACUAGCAGCCAAAGUCCUGGUUAUACAAAGGCUAGUGCAAACAAAUGGGUUUUUUAACCUCCUUUUGAAAGUGUCCACAGUGUCCACAGUCCUCAGUUCUCGAGGGAGAGAGUUCCAAAACUCAAAUGCACAGUCUCCUUUGGUUUGUAGUCUGGUCCGGGGGACAACCAGAAAACCCUGGUCAGAGGAUCUUAGAGUCCUGCUGGAGCUAUAAGGCUUCAGUUUGUCCAUGUAAAGCUCUGAACACAAGUACAAGUAAUUUAGAUUGGAUUCUGAAUUGAAUGGGGGGCCGGUGUAAAGACCUGAGGAUGGGUGUGAAGUGAUAAUAUAAUCAUGCUUUGACAAUAAUAUUCAUCUUUCUUCUUCCUCUCAGUGACACAGGUGCCCAACCACCAGAGAGCUGUAUUUUUGGCCUGAUGACUUUCGUCUCUGCCUGCGCUGGUAUUUUUCACCCCACAACACAUAAACAUCUGCAAUCUCACCUCUGCAAACUGAGCCUCUUAUGCAACUUUGGCUUUUCCCUAAGGAGGAACCAAACUUUCCAGAAGAAGUUACUCACAUUUCCCCUUUUCACAUUAAAUGAAAGCUAAAUUUACAGGAAGAGUCUUGCCUCAAAAGAUGAAGUUCACAAAAAAUAUAUAUUUUUAAUCCUCAAUUUGACCUUUUCUGCAGGAAUAGCCACCAUUUACUCCAGGUACAAGUAUGUGGAGAAGUUGAGUGAGGAAACUCGAGUUGUGAACGUAUGUCUGAAUAAAAGUGCUCUGUGUGCUGGGCUGACCUCUUGUCUGGGCAUGUGUGUUGUUGCAACCUUCCAGGUAUGUCUCCUCAUGAUGCACAUUUACACAGAAUGAAAAAAAUGCUAUAUCUUCUGAUAAAUUACUCUCCGUUUGUUUACAGGAAACCACAGUGACGGUAGCUCAUGAUAUAGGAGCGCUGCUCUUCUUCCUGUCUGGAGUCUCCUACAUAAUCCUUCAAACCGUGAUUUCAUAUCAGGUUUAUCCAUUUGGAUCCUCCAUGACUGUGAUUCGAGUUCGUUUGUUCAUCUCCACCAUUGCUACUUUGGCAUUUUUUCCUAGUAUCCUUUCACAGAAGCACAGAAUAAUCACAGAAAAAAAGCUAAUUUCCUCCAUUUUCUAGAGUGUUAGCCACCUCAAUGUGAUUAUCAUUCCUGUCAGUAUGUGAGUGUGAUGUUACGCUGUGGUUACAAGUAUAAUCCUACGGUAAACUAUAUUUUCCUUAAAGAAAAAUCAGCUGUCAUCUGUGCAUUUUUUGUUAAACAAACUGAACUGCACAGAGACCCUGACGACAAGGUAGGAUCCUUUACAACAAUAUGUUUUUUCACCCAAAAGUUACAUAAGGGUUCACGGAAAUUCAUUUAGUACAUGACAUUUAGGAGAAAAAACAGGUUUUACUUUUGUUCUUUAGUGUAUGUAGUGACACGGUCAACCACCUGCUAUUAUAAACUGACUUCACAGCACUCAUCUCUUAUUGACAUGAGUCAUUUAUAAUACUUCGACAUGUUAAAAUUGAGACACUGUGAAAUGCAGUUGACAAAAAGUACAAAGCCUAUUAAAAGAAAUGGAGGUGUGGUGUUAGACCACACAGCAAAUACAACAAUGGUGGUAAAGUUAGCUAAAAGAAGGCUCUUCAAACAGUUAGCAAAAACCUCAGCUAUUGAAGCAGUAAACCAAAGUAUGAAUAUUCUUAAAUGAUUCAAAGUACGAGCAGUUAAACUUUUUUGCUUUGAGUAUAACCAGUAGACAUUGUAGGAGAUGUGAAAUACUUUCAAAGAAUAAUUUAAUGAAAUUAUUUCGUAACACAGAGUUAGACACCUCGUCGAGAGAUGAAUGUUGCCGACCACUUGCUUCUCUAGUUAUACCAACUUUAGUAACGACUGCACAAUAGCAAUACACAGCGGUCUGAGGAGCCAUAAACAAACCUCAACCAAAAUACCACUCUAUAACCACAAAUAAUGCUCAGAACAGCACCUAACUUCAUCAACAGUACAUAUAGGGUCUGAGCCAUAGCACUAGCCACCAAACAUUUUUUUAACUUUGCCUGAUUUCUUUAGCAAAGAGAGUAAACACAACUCACCUACUCUCUUCCAGCAGCUGCUUGUUUGUAGUGAGACCUCGGGCUAGUCCAUCAUCAACUGAGGCGGGGGGGGGGGCGCAGUCCAAGGAAGAACAUUAUGAUCAUUUCUUCAUGGAAAUGCAAUCAGACCAAGACGCUAAGGCAGAAGAACUACUGUGUCUGCAGUGCAAAAUGAUUAAUAUGGUGAUUUUUACUUCAAGGAAAUGAUAAAGAAACGAUCAUAAAUGUUCUUCCUUGAGCUGCGUCACCCCGCAGCAGUCCGUAAUGUCUGUUGUAAUUGUUGGUUGAUUGAAAUUGUUAGCAGAUAACAUGUUUUGAUAUUGUUGGGUUAAGUGAAAGCAGUUGAAUCUGUCAACUAGUGGCAAACAAGGGAAAACUUUCAUGUUUUUAAAUUCUCAGCAGGCAGCCCAAAACUUACCCAGUUGAAAUUUUUACUUGCGUGUAAGGGCUGUCAAACAAAGACUGUGACCCACUGCAACAACGCCACCUACACCUACACCCACACGUUGAAUAUGUACUGAUGGCUGCACUCGCAUCCCUCUUUCAGGACUAUCCCUAUCAGUUAGCCAGCGCUGUGUGUGAGUGGACUGUCGCUUUCAGCUUCAUAUGCUUCUUCCUCACAUACAUUGACGAUUUCAAAGUGAGUAUCACAACAGCCAUGUCGAUCUUUAACUUUUCUGUGCAUGAUUAUUAUUUGGGGUUCUUAUCUCCUCUCCUGUUUCCUACAGCUGUUUACCUUACAGGUGCAAACAGAGUAUAUGGGGUUCUCUUGAUCAUUCUGAGGCUGCCAGAGAAACUUCAUGCAAAUGUCAGUGUUUUUACAGUCCAACAACAUUUCAUUUAAACACACUUUUAUAUUCACCCGUUGAAUCUUUUUAUACUCAUGACCUCAUGUCUUGUAUCACAUGACUGAAUUUGUUUUUAAAAACUCUCAGGAACUUUGUAUUUAUAUUUGACGAGUGUUAAAGAGGGAAGUGCUGACCAUAGUCUUAUUUUCAUACUUUUUAUACAAGCUUGAGUCAUUUUAUAAGUGGCUCUAUUGCUUCCUGUGCUCAGUCAGAUGUCAUAUUGUACUUUGGCCUUGAUUGCUACACUGUUAUGUUGUGUCAGGCCCAUGACCACUAAUAAGAGAAGUUCAUCAUGCAGUAAUCACAUGAUUACUUUACAUGUGUUUAAAUAGAAAUUCAACUUCAACUUCUGCAAGUUUCUCCAUAAAGACACUCUGUUUUUUGUGUGUUGUAGAGACAAAGAUGGUAAAAACACAAUGAAUAACCUGUCACAGACACUGUUAUUAGAUGCUUAUUGUGCUGGAAAUUGAUUUGAAGUAAGAAAAUAAUUCAAAUUCUGCCACUUUAUUUGACAAACUUGUUACAGAGUUUAAAAGUUGUGUUUGUUUUCAUGGUUGAAACCAAAAAGGGAGAAUUUUUAAAGUUUCUUACACCUACUGUAACUUCUGACAGUCAUAAACUGUUUUGUUUUCAUGUUUCUAAAAAGUUCAGCAGUGCAGCUACAGGUGGGAUUUUAAAUGGAAGGCAAAUGUUUCUUGUAUUGACACACACAUGUGAAGUGAAAUACCUAAGUUGGGAGCAGCUUACAUUGUCAAAGCCAUUAUUUCUACAAAGAUACAAGUAUCAUGACAUUAACAGAAGCUUUUCCUACAAAGACUUGUAUGUCUGUGUCAUGUUUUGUCUGUUUUUGUAGCCCAAAUGAAAGAGGACCUGGCUGUGUGUAUUUCACUUGAAGGGAUUUAAGAGAUGUGACUGACAUAAGGGACUGUACUGUAAAGUUUUAGUGGACAUGCUGCAGUGGAAGCCAUAUGAACACACAUAAUCAACUUUGCAUACUACAAAUACUGUAUUUUUUUAAGGGAUUUACCUUUUUUAUUCAAUAAUUGUCUAUUGGUGCUUCUUUGCAUUUGACACAAGGUAAUGUACAGAUUGUUGUGCACUUGCUGAGCUGUAAAGAUGGUACACCUUUUAUAGCAAACUGAUUAAAAAAGACCAUAAACAAUGAAA